Molecule: messenger RNA, 807 nt
Organism: Phaeodactylum tricornutum CCAP 1055/1
Lineage: Eukaryota; Bacillariophyta; Bacillariophyceae; Surirellales; Neidiaceae
Exons: 1
Coding region: 1-687 (228 amino acids)
Molecular function (GO): protein binding
Source: RefSeq, a predicted model, not a curated record
AUGUUGAGUAAAGGGACCGACUCCAAGAAACGAUUGGAAGAGGCCAACCGUAUUAUAUGGCAACAAGCGCAGAAUCCUGCAGGUGGCGUUGGUCCAACGCUUCCUGUGUCUGCUCCACAAGAAGGCACGUUGCUACACCAUAAUGUCCCAGCUAUGGAUAUUGGAAUUGAACCGUCGGCGAAACGACCAAGAGUCGAUACGGCUACGGUUAUUCCGCCGCCACCACCUCCUCCUCCUCCUCCACCGCCGCUUGUACCUCAAUCCAAUUCAAUUGUACCUCCCCCUGGGUUUUCUGCUGCUACAGAAGAUCCGUUUACAAUUUCAGGCUCCGCACCUUCUCAAGGGCUCACAGAAGGGAAUGAUCUAUUGUCCGAAUCCGACUUCGUCGCAUCGCUGAGCAAGCCAGAAGUUACCUUGCAGAUUCGGGUACCAAACGACCCGACGCAAAUGGCUUGGAAUUUCUACGGUCAGAUUGUUUCAUUAUCUAUUAAUGUGAAGUCUACAGUUAAAGUAGUCAAGCAAGAAGUCUCACGGGUCAACCUUAACAAUAUGCCGGCGAACAAAAUUCAGCUAAAGAAUACCGCUACGGGAGCUUUUCUCAAGGACAGCUUGAGUCUGGCAGCUCUCAACCUUGGUCCGAGCGCAAGUCUGGAACUAGUACCAAAAACGAGAGGUGGUAGAAAAUAAGUGGUAUCUAUUAUGCGGGUAUAGGUCAUUACUUUCUUCAAAGCAACUUGUCAGGUAGCCAUGGAUUAUUUCUCUUGAGCAACCUAUAGUAGUAAAGAAACAGAGGUUUAGAAAAUGUCG